This is a messenger RNA of Cucumis sativus (cucumber), 841 nucleotides long. RefSeq names its product glycine-rich RNA-binding protein 3, mitochondrial. Gene Ontology annotation, molecular function: RNA binding. NCBI's taxonomy places the organism in Eukaryota, Viridiplantae, Streptophyta, Magnoliopsida, Cucurbitales, Cucurbitaceae. The record is from RefSeq and is a predicted model, not a curated record. The transcript has 5 exons. Bases 134 to 640 code for a protein of 168 amino acids.
AAUUGAUGAAAAACGUUAACAAGAAGAACUUUUAUAAUGUAAUCUGAGUUUUAGUCCGUUUUUCCAUGAACGCGUCUCUCGAGGAGACACAUUCCAAACCUUAUUUUUUAAUUGGGCCUUCAAGAAUGCGUCUAUGCAAUUAUUCCCCACACGAAUCGAAGGCAUAGGGUUUAAGGUCGAUUGUGAAAGAAAGGAAGAAGAGAACGAAACAAAGGUUGUUAACAUGGCUUUUCUCAGUAGAGUUGGAAAAAUAUUUAGUCAGAGUUCUGCAUCAGGGAUCGGUUCACAUUUGCAGCCUUCCAAGCUGUCUAUCUUUCGAACUCUUAGAUUCGUGUCGGGUUCUAAAGUUUUUGUUGGAGGCCUCUCAUACAACUCCGAUGAUCUAACUCUGAGGGUAGCGUUCAGCAAGUAUGGGGAAGUAGUUGAAGCGAGAGUGGUAAUGGACCCUGACACUGGUAGAUGCAAAGGUUUUGGGUUUGUCACUUUCAGUGCCAAGGAAGAAGCUUCUAGUGCUAUUAAAGCUUUGGAUGGAAAGGAUCUCGGUGGUCGUCGCAUUAGAUGCAACUAUGCAGUUGAAAAGGUUGCCCGCGGUGGCGGCCGCUAUGGUAGCAGCCGCUAUGGUGGUGGUGACAAAAACUGAUGAAUUUGCCAAUAGCUCUUGAAGGAAUUGCCCAAUCUAAUUUUUCAAAAAAUGGCUUUCUGAUUGUUAUGUCUUGUGCCUUUUUGUACUGCAAAACCUUGACAGGUCGUUUAAAACAGAUUAUCCCGAACUAUAAUAACCAUUUUGUGCUAUAGUAAAUACCAUUUCCAAUUAGCUAUAGUAAAUAUUAUUUUAGAACUC